Molecule: messenger RNA, 1650 nt
Organism: Prorocentrum cordatum
Lineage: Eukaryota; Dinophyceae; Prorocentrales; Prorocentraceae
Source: the annotation of a GenBank genome assembly
GCCGCCGCCCGCGCCGCGCGGCGCCGCCGCAGACGAGCCACCCGACCCGCCGCCGCCUCCCUCGGCCCUGGUGCGCUCGUCGGCACCGCCCUGGCGUCCGCCCUGGUGGCCGCGGUGCGCUCGGCGGGCCGGCGCGCGGCGCGCGCCGUGGGCGGCCGCGCUUACGGCGUGCCGAAGCUGCCCACUCGUCCGCCAGCGUGAUCCUCACUGCAGCCGCCGAGGCAGCCGAGGAGCUGGCCCAGCGCAUCACGGACCGGGAGGCCCGCAAGGCCGAGGGCUCCAUUGCUCUGCGGGCGAAGCUGGACCGCCUCAAGGGGCUCCAGGGCGGCGGCCAGGGCGCCUGCCCUGGCGCGGGCGCGCGAGGCUUCUCGGGGGGCACCGCCGCGGGCCUGCAGACGCCGGGGGGCAACAGGCCCACCGCCGUGCCCGCGCGGGCCGCGGCGGCGCUGGCGCAGCUGCCGAGCGAGGUGGAGAGGGCGGCCAGCCUGAUGUGGGAGCAGUUCAGCGGCGCGCUGGGCGCGCCGCCCGCGCGCGAGGCGGCGCCGCCCGCGCGCGGCGCCGCGGGGCUGGCCGCCUUCCCAGGGCUGGCGUGGGCCAGCAGGGCGCUCUUCGGCGAGGCGCCCUCAGCGGCGCCGGCCGCCGCGCCGGACGGCGCAGGCGUGGCACUGCUCGCCCCCGCGGAGCAGUCGGCCACCCCGCGCGGCCGGGAGGGGGCGCGCGCCGAGCUGCGGGCGCGGGUGCGGGCGCUGGAGGACCGGCACGCCAGCCUCCGCGAGGGCCACCGGGCCCUGAUGGAGAAGCUGCAGAGCCUCUGAGGGGGCGCGCGCGCGCGCGCAUCCUCGCCCGCUGGCCUCCCCCGCGUCGUGGGCAGUCUUUCGGCUGGGGCAACUCCGUUCCAGACAACGGCACGACGUCGGGGUGUGCUGGGUCCUGCCGCGCGCCGUCCCGCCGCCCCCCCCUGUUUCCCGGGCGGGCCGCGGGGAGGAUGCCGCCACUCCGCGGCCCCGGAGCUCCCGACCCCUUCCCCAGGGGCUCGAGCAGGGGAUAUCGACUGCAGAAUCGACGCCUGUCUCCUGCUUGUUGCUCAGGGAGGCCUCCCGCAGGUCCGGCCGCAGAGCAGGUGGCUUGCCCCGCUGCGUGUGGCAUCUCGACGAAGAGCGCGCGGCGAUUCAAGCACACCUGCUGCCCAGGUGGCGCCGUGAAUUCGGUGCCGCCCAAUUCAGGCGGGGUAUUAGAUUUUUGCCUCUCGGAGGCGCACUUCUUCCAGACCCGGCCGUUGCCUUCAGUUGACAGAGGGCUGGCGACGGAUUUUUUCCACGCAUGAUGAUCGGCAAAUGAAUGCUAUAGGCAUAGACUCGGACGAUUUGUUUCAACCGGCUUCUGCCAACUUGAGUUGGCUCUACACUAGCUGGCUCUGCCCGUGGGCUCGUCUGAAGCCUGCGGACCUACUCUCCCCAACCAUGUAAUGACAUCCCUUCCGCUCCGCUUUCUCAUUUCGACAAGCCUCUCUGCACUGCACUUCCUUGUAAAGAAAUUAGUGCCGUCCGAACGGAUCCCAGGCCCGGCCAAGCGCACUGGCAGCUAAUUAGGAGGCGUGGAACAGCUGAUCGAGCUAGCCAAGAAUAACAGGACGGUCCAGGCCCGCGACCA